Messenger RNA from Taeniopygia guttata (zebra finch), 1134 nucleotides. RefSeq names its product coiled-coil domain containing 198 (gene CCDC198). Lineage: Eukaryota; Metazoa; Chordata; Aves; Passeriformes; Estrildidae. The record is from RefSeq and is a predicted model, not a curated record.
CUGCUCCUCUCAGAGCCCUGGCUCUGCAGGAUGGGCCUGAGCUCCUCCAAGGCACAGCCCAGGGUGACCAGGGUGGCCCCAGUGCCCAGGCAGGGGGACUGUGCCCACCCAGGGGCUCUGGCUGCCCUGCAGGGGCUGCCCAGAGAGCCAGGCCAGCCCUGGGGAGAGCCCAUCUUCCACCUGGAGCUGCCUCCUCUGCGGGAGCCCCGGCACCAGGGACCCUCUGCAGGGCCCCUCUCGUGGAACACCUUGCCAGGAAAGGAUGGGACCAGCAUCAUCAAGCAGCACCCGCCUCGAAGACCUCAGAGGCUUGAACCUGCCAUCCCUCCACAAGCAAUCACUCCUGUGAAGCCCUGGAGUCAGCCAGAAGUGGCUGCAAGCCCAAAACCAAAGGUGCUGGAGAAAAGGGGGCAAAGCCUGAAUCCCCUCCCUGGCAGGAGGCAGCACUUGCACAAGCUCCAGAUGCUGGACUUGACCCGCAAGCGACGAGAGGCGGAGCUGAAGAGGAAUCUCCACAGGGAGGUGAAAAUCAAUAAGCAAAACAUCAAGGAAUUCAGCCCCAAGGAUGUCCUUGACGCUCCCCACAGAGGUGACAGCACCAGAAGCCCAGACCCCAUCCCUGCUGAGCACAAUCAGCGUUUUCCUGAAGAUGUCCCUGGAAAGACGUGGGGUGGAGGCCUCUCCAGGCAGCCUGGCAGGGCUGAACUCUCUCCAGACCACAGGGGGAAGGUUGACCUGUGGCUCUGCAGGGAGCCACGGACGAGGGAUCUGUUCUGGGACUCCUCCAGCACAGGGUCAGAGGAGUGGGAGAGGGAAGAGAAAAUCCACCACAAACCCACGCUUGUGAGGACCAAGACAGAGAGAGUUUCCCUCUUUGAUGACUUCUAUGACAGGGAUUUCUAGUGGCAUGGUUGGGGUGUGCCAAAGGAACAAACCCCAGAUCUGGAGGGGCUGGAAUCCCCCAGAUGGAUGGGCUGAGGUUGGAGGCACUGCUGGCUGUACGUGGAAUUUCUGUGAGUAUGGGCCAGUGGAAAGGACAUCUGGAAAUGAGGAGCUCAGUGAUGUAGGGUGAAUAAAAUCCCUCUGGGUCGUGUGGCUGAAUCAAAAUAUCUGGGGAAGAAAGCCUUGGAUGGA